Pichia membranifaciens NRRL Y-2026 is the source of this 1632-nucleotide messenger RNA. RefSeq lists its product as hypothetical. Gene Ontology annotation, biological process: transmembrane transport. The transcript has a single exon. Gene Ontology annotation, cellular component: plasma membrane. Lineage: Eukaryota; Fungi; Ascomycota; Pichiomycetes; Pichiales; Pichiaceae. The record is from RefSeq and is a predicted model, not a curated record. Gene Ontology annotation, molecular function: transmembrane transporter activity. The coding region runs from base 1 to 1632 and encodes 543 amino acids.
AUGAACGCACCCCCUCCUCCAUACAGCGAGCCUGCCAACGGUCGGUUGUCGCAAUGGGACGGCGGCGAUGACGACUACAAAUACUCGUUCGAGAAGCCGGAGAAGCCUGUGCCUUCGCCGUCGUACGAAGAGAGCUUUCCGAUCCGCCAGCCGCGGUACAACGACACGUUCUUCACGUACGUGUUUGUGGCGACGCUGGUGGUGUUUGCGUACGUGACGUACGAGUCGUACGUGUAUCUGGAGUACCCGACGGCGAGCGUGUUGGAGCCUGCGAAGCUGUCGAAGCCGAUGAGGGCGCUGUACACGUUGGUGGCGGUGUCGACGGUGGUGCCGCUUGUGUCGGCGACGGUGCUCCUCGGCCUGGUGUACCUGUUUCCGACGUUCUUCGUGGUGACGGCGUUCCUGUUGGUGCCGCUCUCGAUGUUCUCCAUGGCGGUGACGUCGCUCAUGGCGGGCUCGGUUCUCUCCGCCAUCAUGUUCGGCGCCUUCGGGCUCUUGUCGUUGACGUUCAUGUUCCAGAACUUCAGCCGGUUCUCCUUCUCCGCGUUGAUGAUCCAGCUCGUGGUGUCCGCCAUGAAGAAGUACCCGUCGACGUUGCUCAUCUCCGCGCUCUCGUCGCUCAUCACCGCCGCCGUCUCCGUGCUCUACAUGGUGGCCAUCGGCGUCGUCGCCAACGCCAGAAUCAACAAGGACGACUCGCUAUGUCCACACACAAACGGCAACGACAUCUGCCUCUCCAACACCUCGAUUGCCAUCUUUCUCUUUGUUGUUUUCGCUGGCUGCUACAUCUUCCAGGUGCUCGAAAACGUCACCCACGUUGUUUUGUCGGGCAUCUUCAGCUCCUGGUACUUCUUUGAUGCGAACGAGGCCAGCUCCAAGCCCCGGUACCCUGCUCUCGGCUCCCUCAAACGUGCCUUGACAUACUGUUUCGGCAGCAUCUGCUUUGGAUCCUUGCUUGUCUCUGUGGUGCAGACCAUCCGCAUCUCUUUGCAAGUUCUCAAGGCCAAGCUGCAGAACAGAAACCUCAACUACGACGACGACAACGACAAUGGCGGCUCUGGUGAAAACGGUCUUCUUUUCUGUUUUCUUAUCUGUCUUGUCUCGGUCCUCGAGUGGGUCGCCAGCGAAUUCGAAUACUGGAUGAAAUGGUUUAACAGAUACGCCUACUCGUAUCUCGCUAUGUACGGCAAGUCGUACUUGGACUCUGCGAGAGACACUUUUGAGAUUUUGAGAUACAAGGGCAUCGACAUCCUCAUCAACGACUCCCUCGUGGGCACUGCCAUCGGCUUAUACUCGUUGUUGUCCAUGUUCCUUACAGGCGUCGCAUUGUACGUUGUCUUCACGACAUGGAACAUUGGCGGAAUCAUGGACAUGGGACCAGAGAUGUUGGUUCUCGGUGGUAUUGGUGGCCUUGUCAUAUGUUGGUUCAUUGUCAACUCUGCCAUCAACGUUCUUGACGUCGGCUGUGUCACAUUCAUGAUUGGACUCGCCGUUGAUCCCGACGCCUUCACCAGAACAAACGCAGGGGGCGCCACCGAUACAAGUAUCCAACGUCUCCAAGCUUGGGAAAAGCUGUCCAGAUUCUACCCUGAAAUUAGAGAAAGAGUCAUGCUCGACUGGCCUGAAAACUGA